GUACUGGAGUUUGUGAAGGUGUGUCUCCUGUUUGUCGAUGUACAGUUCUUCACGAUUUUUUAAAGCGGGCAACUAAAAUAGGCCAAACUGACUGCGCGGAUCUUUUCCUAAAGGAUGAAGAACGAGGGAGAGACGGCUGAACGGCCUGACAACACCGCAUUCACACAGCAACGGCUCCCAGCAUGGCAGCCCAUACUCUCCGCUGGCAUUGUCAUUCCUGGCUUUCUACUCAUUGGCUUGGCCUUCAUAGGCAUCGGAGUUGGCCUCUUUCUGACUUCACAGACCAUACAAGUGCUAGAGAGGGAUUACACAGGCAUUGAGAAAGAUUCACCCUGUUUCAGAUGUACGACCCCAAACACCCAAAACUGCACUUGUGAAAUCACAUUCCCCCUCAGUGAAUUGUUUAAGGGACCCAUCUUCUUUUACUAUGGCCUGUCUAAUUACUACCAGAACUUCAGAAAAUAUGGUGUGUCAAAAGACUACUAUCAGCUCACUGGCGAUACACAAUACUUCAAGAGUCCGCAAGAUUCCUGCUCUCCAUUUGACUAUGACUCCAAUAAGAACGCCAUUGUCCCAUGCGGCGCUAUUGCAAAUAGCAUGUUUAAUGACACAUUUGAGCUCUACCAAAUAAUCAAUGGUACGAAGAAGCAGGUGCCAUUAGAUGGUAAAGGAAUAUCCUGGUGGACUGAUUACAACAUCAAGUACAGGAACCCUUUUUCUGUGAAUGGCUCUUUUGCAAAGGCUUUCGAUGGUACAGUGAAGCCCAAAAACUGGCCCAAGCCAGCAUAUGAGCUGGACCUCACAGACCAGAACAACAAUGGUUUCCUAAACCAGGACUUCCUUGUGUGGAUGAGGAGAUCAGCACUUCCUGAGUUCAGGAAGCUGUACCGGCGAAUCACAGAGGGUGAUUAUAGCGGGGGGCUCCCUGCUGGGAACUACUCUCUGACAGUCCAUUACAACUACCCAGUACUGAGUUUUGAUGGACGUAAGAAGGUGGUCUUCAGCAAUGUGUCUUGGAUGGGAGGGAAGAACGACUUCUUGGGCAUUGCUUAUUUAGUGGUUGGCUCCUUGUGUGUGGUCAUGUCAAUGGUUAUGCUUAUUGUUUAUGCCAAAUUCAAAUUCUCAGAUGAUGAUGCGUAAUGAUGGAUCCAAA
Molecule: messenger RNA, 1153 nt
Organism: Rhinichthys klamathensis goyatoka
Lineage: Eukaryota; Metazoa; Chordata; Actinopteri; Cypriniformes; Leuciscidae
Gene: tmem30b
Product: transmembrane protein 30B
Exons: 8
Coding region: 115-1140 (341 amino acids)
Biological process (GO): phospholipid translocation
Cellular component (GO): Golgi apparatus; endoplasmic reticulum; plasma membrane
Source: RefSeq, a predicted model, not a curated record